UCAUACAUUGUCUCGAGACAGCUGAUCAUCUCUUACAGCGACUGCGGGCGUUUUUCCAGCGCUCGUGCGCGUGCAAGGAGUAACAACACCUCUGCAGCCAAACACUGCUUUCCUCUCGCAGCGCUCGCACGCAUCGCCGCGUCUCGACCGCUCGUAGGGCUGCGCUGCAACGCCGCCGCCGCGAUACGCCAGUCGCCGCGUCGACCAGAUGGCGUCCGUGGAUAGCAACGACCUCUUCCCCGUGCGCACGAUCAACUUUUUGGGCCGCGACGUGCCGACGCUCGGCCAGAACGAGUUCGGCCCCUGCGCGCUCUUAGGUGUCGUGAACGCGUUGCUGCUGCGCGGGACCCUGAAGAUAAGUUCCGACCACGGCGCGCUGACGCUGCAGGACGUGCUCGCGCGCCUCGCGGAUCGGAUGAUGGAGGCGAACCAGCGCGCCCAGGAGAGCUCGGACGAGGCGUCGCUGAACGUGCGCGCCGCGUUAGAUGGGGCCGUGACGCGCCUGCCGACGCUGGCGGAAGGGCUUGAUGUCAAUGUAAAGUUCAACGGCGGUUUUGAGUUCACGAGCGAUCUGGCCAUCUUCGAUUUACUAGAUGUGAGAUUGGUCCACGGCUGGCGGGUGGAUGGAGAGAACGAUCCCGAGACGGCCGAAGCAUUGGGUUCCCGGAGCUACAACGAGUGCAUCCAGGAGGUUGUACAGUUGCGGACGGACGAGCUCGAGGGCGCCGCGAAGCAACGGGCGGAGCUCGUGAGCGCGUUCCUCGAGCGCACCAAAACCCAACUCACCUACGCCGGCCUCGCGGAGAUCCAUUCCACGUUACGCGAGAACGAGGUCGGCGUGUUGUAUAGAAACCUGCACUUUUCGACGGUGUUCAAGCGCGACGGCGUGCUCUAUGCUCUAGUGACGGACAUCGGCUGUCGGCGGCCGGCGUCCUUCUUUACUCGGGCAUCGCGGCGAUGGCGUGCCCUCACGCGACCCCCCGCGCAGACCGCCAGCAGAAGAACAUCAUCUGGGAGCGCCUCGACGACGUCGGCGGCGACACGGACUUCUGCGACGCGACGUUCAAACCCGCGGCGCCGACGAGCAGCGAGGACCCCGACCAUUUGUUAGCGUUGCAGCUCGCGCGCGACGACGAGGCCGCGCGCGAGCGGGCGUCGGCGCCGCUACCGACCGCGGCCGCGACGGAGGUGACGCCGGCCAGCGCGCCAGGCGCGGCCACGGCGGACGCCGACGCGGCCCUCGCGCGGCAACUCCAGCGCGCGGAGGCGGACGCUGACGCUGCUUUGGCCAGACAGCUCCAGGCCGAGGAGGACGCGGCCGCGCGGAGCCGGCCGCCGCCGCCGCCGGCCGCCGCCCAGGCGCGGCCGCGGCGUCGACCGCCGAAGAAGUCGUCGUCGCAAUGCGUCGUGGCGUAAUCGUACUACUGUGUAGAGUAUAUGUUGU
Molecule: messenger RNA, 1444 nt
Organism: Pelagomonas calceolata
Lineage: Eukaryota; Pelagophyceae; Pelagomonadales; Pelagomonadaceae
Source: the annotation of a GenBank genome assembly